This is a messenger RNA of Pestalotiopsis fici W106-1, 1191 nucleotides long. RefSeq lists its product as uncharacterized. NCBI's taxonomy places the organism in Eukaryota, Fungi, Ascomycota, Sordariomycetes, Amphisphaeriales, Sporocadaceae. Gene Ontology annotation, molecular function: DNA end binding. Gene Ontology annotation, biological process: double-strand break repair via nonhomologous end joining. The transcript has a single exon. The record is from RefSeq and is a predicted model, not a curated record. Gene Ontology annotation, cellular component: nucleus; DNA ligase IV complex. Bases 1 to 1191 code for a protein of 396 amino acids.
AUGGCCUUGAAUCCUGCGAAUUGGAGGCCGCUGCCGUCCUUCCAGAAUGUCCCACCUCUGCUGGUCCGCCCGGUCUUCACCUUGCAGUCGUACAGUGUUCAUGUCACCGACUUGGCCAACCUCUGGGUGGAAGACCUAGACCGUAAAGGCAUUGGCAGGCGCAGCCUCAAUGAGGAUACAAGCAUUGAUCCGACAGAGGGCCCUGAUCAGAUGCGCAUGCUUCUGGCCAAGAUUCAAGCCGCAUUGGAUCCUUCAGCCCCAGACCAUGACCAGACGAGCAUCUCCAUCGCGGCAUUGCCCAAGGACGAUGACAUGCUCCUCGCCCUUACCAUCACGUGUCAACUGCCCGAUGGAUUGAAGCCUCUGGUGUGGACUUUUCAAAUGGCCAAAUGUCCCACCACUUCAGUUGCUCCCGAGCUUGUACUGCCUUUGAUGCAAAAACUACAAGUGAGGACUCAGCAAGUUGACGAGUUCGUCAACUUGCUGAAAAUCAAGGACGGAAUUAUUGAUAAGCUCAUUGAUAAACUCGACCAUGCAGGCAUGGGCCUAGAAAACGUCUGGAAUGUUCUCUCGAGCAAGCGGAACCCCUCUAGAGACUAUGCAGAGGCGAAAAUCACAGGUCUGGCGCCCUUUCAAGAAGCCACAUGGCGAGAUCCGGAUUCACCAAGUACGGAUGAGUUCGACAGCAUCCUGUCGCUCGCUACGAAUGCCCAUGUUGGGGCGGAAAACUCGAAAGACCCAGAGACUCGCCCGUCUGAUAUUCUUGGUGACUGGUGGGGGAGCUUAGGCACAAAACCUGUCAAGUCCCUCCCACGUACGACCCCAAGCAGCGGCAGCACCGUGAAAGCGGACGUGGCCCAUGAGAAAUCGAGGCUUGCUGCAGAUUCAGACACCGACACGGAUGACUUUCAGGUCCAAGCUACACCUCCUCAUCUAGCCUCCGCCCAGAAACGUAACACAGAGGCAGAUCUUGAUGCUACGACGGAUGACGACGGGGACGCCAUUCCGGACAGUCAUCCCGUCGUGACUCGACCGGCCAAGUCCAAAUUGGGUGGUAUCGGAAAAAGGCAGACUGCAGCUUCUCCUCCUGCAGCACGAUCUCCACGAAAAACUACUGUUGACGCAGAUGAUACUGCGUCAGAAUCCGAAGAGGAGCCGGCAAAAAUCUCCCACUCGACAGCAAAAGACUAG